Nezara viridula (southern green stink bug) is the source of this 411-nucleotide messenger RNA. The record is from the annotation of a GenBank genome assembly. Lineage: Eukaryota; Metazoa; Arthropoda; Insecta; Hemiptera; Pentatomidae.
AUGUUCGUUUUCCACCAUGAACUGUUGUCUCAGAUGCCUGUUGAGAGAAGAUGGCCGCCAUACGCACUUUUGCCUGACGGAGGUUGGCACCUCCAUGCCCCGUUAGAUCGGCCGUGGGUUUGUAAUUAUCUGUCCUCAUCUUUAGCAGUUUAUGGAAGGAUAAUGUCUGGUCGGUAUCCCUUGUCGGCAUCUUCUACCAUUAUUCGCCCCUUGACGAAUCUAAUCGCCGCUUGCGGAACCUUGCAGGACACAGCUAAUUUUCGAAGUGGCUGUGUUUUAAAGGGUAAUGUUGUUUACGCCGAGAUGCUGGAAGUCAAAAUACUAAAAAAGCGACUAAUAAUGGUGAAAUUAUGCAGGGACAUUAACAUAGGCGGUGAAGUGGCCAGCUGUGAUAGAGAGCAGUCGAGGUGA